Molecule: messenger RNA, 297 nt
Organism: Gaeumannomyces tritici R3-111a-1
Lineage: Eukaryota; Fungi; Ascomycota; Sordariomycetes; Magnaporthales; Magnaporthaceae
Exons: 1
Coding region: 1-297 (98 amino acids)
Source: RefSeq, a predicted model, not a curated record
AUGUGCGAUGAACUGACCAGGUCAUGCUCGAUCGGCCGCGCAUUCUUUAUCUCGGAAAAGGGCUAUUUUGGGCUUGCUCCAUCAACAACUCAGCUUGGGGAUCGGGUGUGCAUCCUCGCCGGCGGCCAGGUGCCCUAUAUCCUUCGCCAGGCGGGGGAGGCGGUGCUUCCCGAUAACAGAACUGUCCGCGCAUUCAAGUUGGUCGGCGACUCCUAUGUUUACGGCAUUAUGCACGGUGAGGCAAUGGCGGACACCGAGGAAGGGGAGGUCUCUUUAGAGCGAUGGGCAUUGAUCUAA